Molecule: messenger RNA, 720 nt
Organism: Mesorhabditis spiculigera
Lineage: Eukaryota; Metazoa; Nematoda; Chromadorea; Rhabditida; Rhabditidae
Source: the annotation of a GenBank genome assembly
AUGAGGGCCUUCAAAUCCGAUGAAGCCUGUUUCCGGCCCGGGAUGCACAAGACGAACACCCUCGACGUGCCCACAGCCGAACUGUCCCGCCAAAUGUCACUUGGAGACCCGAGUCCCGUAUCGGACCACUCUCCAAGCCCUCGCCAUGUCUCUCUCCUCACACUCACGCUCAAGCAGAAAAAGUCAUUAAAGUCGUCAUUCAACAACCUAAACAGCGGAGGCCAGUUCCUACGCAUCAUUGAGCAAGUUUUCCGAAGGAUGGAGAGCAAAUUCCCGGAUAUACGCUCCAUCUUCCUCACCACCGCCUUUGUCAACUCGCUCUCACGCGAGCGCGAAUCGCCACCUCUCGUCAAGACCGAGCACGACCAUUGCAAGUGUUUGGUGGGCAUGUUCGAGAGAAUCGUCGAUAAUUUGGAUGAUAUGGACAAAGAGGUGUCGUUGCUCAGGCUUUACGGCGAGAAACAUGCGCAGAUGCGCGACAGCGGCUUCACCGGCACAAUGAUCGAGACGUUUGGCGAGCUGGCGAUUGGGGUAAUUGGGGCUCAGGAAGCCGUAAAAUACAACCACGACUGUGUCAAGGCUUGGCGCUUACUUUUGGCAUAUAUCACUGAUGAGAUGAAAGUCGGCUUCGACCGCUCGAUGAAAAUCAUCGACCGCCGAAACUCGCAGGCCCAAUCGUCGCAGGACAGCUUUGGCGAGUGCCCCUAUCAGCAUAAGUUC